AUGACGAACAAGAAAUCGGGGAAGACAUACAGACAAGGGGAACGUCGCUCAGCUCGAAACACGGCCAAAACUUCAAGCGAACCAGGUAAAUCUCAACUUCCUGAGAUUGUCGAGGAAUCUGAGCAAGUGGAUACAGGUGAGACACAUAUGAGCAAGGUGAAUGAGAAAGGGAAUCCUGGAGAAGAAGAGAAAUCAGAUUCUGAUGUGGCUCCACUUCAGAGAACAAAGAAAAAUUCAAAAUCUGGAAAAGAUUCAGGAGUUUCGUCACAAUCAACACAACAUGUCGUGUCCGAUUUACCUAAAGACAACGACAGUCAAGACCUCGCUGAGAAGAACUUGGGUGAAGACGAAGUGCAAACAAAGACAGCCCCGAGAAAGGACUUAACUGAAGAACCAACGCAAAUCACAUCUGAAAUGGUGAAUUCAAAAGACUGUGAGAAUCCAAAGGAGUUACGGUCGACGAAAUUGUCUGUGAAGAUGUCCAGGAGAGAGAAGGUGGGAGUGAACGAACGAUUACUGAAGCACUGGAAGAAAUACCCAGGGUAUCGGAGAAGGAAGAUGAAACUGAAAUGCAAUCGCAAAGCUAAGGCAAGAAAUGUCACUCGGAAGCGCAAAGGCAAUUCAGCACAUGGAAGAAGCGCUCAGAAAAGGAAGACAGCUCGGAAAGGAAAAGGAACGGGUGAUGAAGGUCCUUCAGAACCAUCUGUCACACCCAGUGAAACAGGUGUGAAACCUCUUUCUGAUAGAUUCUUAUCUGUAGAAACUAAGAAGAGGUUUGACAAGUUUAAAGGAGUAGAUGUAAUUGCUGAACGCAAUGUCAAUGUGAUGGAUUUUCGGAAAAAUCGCAUUUGGACUCUGUUUGAAGAAAGGCAACUGCCGGGGACGAUGACCUAUGCAUGUGCACUUAGUAAAAUGCUUGUCAGAGAGUUUUAUGCGAAUCUCACUCAACGUACUGACAUCCUUGGAGACUUCUUGCAUCACAAUGCCUAUGUGAGAGGUAGAUUUAUUGAGUUUUCUCCAACAGUUAUCAAUCGGUUGCUGGGAACACCUGAUAAUGCCUUACAAGGAUUGGAAGAUUUACCUGAAGGAACUUCACUUGAAGAUUUGGAGGUAGCACUCACUGGAGAGUAUCUGGCAGAAAGGAAUGGGAAGAUUCUCAUAACAUGUCUCAAGUUUGAAAGUCGAGUUAUGCAACUGAUUGGAAAGACCAAUUGGUUACCGACUCGAAGAUCUGAUGUGAUUCAAGAUGAGUUAGCACUACUGAUAUUCAAGCUGUUGAGGAAAGAAGAUGUAAAUCUUGGUCGCAUCAUAUACAAUCACAUACUAUCUCGAGCUGCUGACAUGAGAAUGCGUUAUUUGCUGCCUCACCCUUGCCUCAUCCAGAGCAUCAUUGUCCGACAAAGUCCAGAGAUUCUUGCUGAUUCGGAGAUCACUGAAAUAAUUCAGCGUCCAUUGGUCAUUGAAUCCAAAGUACAACAGGCUAGGAUGAGUCGGACACAACUCUGUAGCAAGGCGUUUACUAUCCUCAUGAAACAUGACAAGCAGUUACUUCAAGUGGAACAACUACAGAGGAAGAACACUAAAAUCAUAGCCCAAAUUCGUGCUCGGGGAGAAAGUGAAGGUGGAGCACCCUCAACAAGUGCAAAAGACAAAGGCAAAGGAAUAAUGGGUGAGGAUGACAUGUCAGAUGAAGCUGAAAAGGAGGAGGAAGGAGAAUCAGAAGGAACAGAGUGA
This is a messenger RNA of Tarenaya hassleriana, 1734 nucleotides long. RefSeq lists its product as uncharacterized. Lineage: Eukaryota; Viridiplantae; Streptophyta; Magnoliopsida; Brassicales; Cleomaceae. The transcript has 3 exons. The record is from RefSeq and is a predicted model, not a curated record. The coding region runs from base 1 to 1734 and encodes 577 amino acids.